This is a messenger RNA of Paramisgurnus dabryanus, 1411 nucleotides long. RefSeq names its product SAYSVFN motif domain containing 1 (gene saysd1). Lineage: Eukaryota; Metazoa; Chordata; Actinopteri; Cypriniformes; Cobitidae. The record is from RefSeq and is a predicted model, not a curated record.
GCGAGAUUAACGCGAAAGCAGUUUAGAGCUGUGCUCUCGCGGUACUUUGAUGUCAAACGCCGAUCGAUCUGCGCAGCGCGUCGUGAAGUUUAACAAGACCACGUGAUAACAAUACGGAAGUCUGGUACAUAUGGACCAGAGAGUAUGCGUGGCGAUUAAUUCGACAACUUUCUAGAUUUUCGCUGUCAUUAAAGCUUUGUGGAUAUAACAUAUGGAGCGCAAGCUGGCAGAAUUCAGAGCCCGAAAGAAAGUUCAGACCGAAGCGGCGAAACCUGCUGAUUCCGAAAUUCAGCCUGAGAUUAAAGUUAAAGACGCCGAGCUUCAGAUGAAAGAUCUUGAAUCCUCCACAAUUUCUUCUGCUAUGCCAGAGCUAAACCCCCCCACCAGCAUUCAGAGGUCACCUACAGAGGUUGGUGGAGAUGGUGUGCUGGACUCUGGUUCUAGGCACUGGCUUUUCACCAAGCUGACCCUGUUAAAGGUGCUACUGUGGUUGGUGCUGCUGGGACUCUUCAUUGAACUGGAGUUUGGUCUGCCGUUUUUCCUCAUAUCUCUCUUCUACUGGCUCUAUGAAGGUUUAAGGAGCCCAAAGGCACGACAGCCAGGAGAACUGAGCGCAUAUUCUGUGUUUAACCCAGACUGUCAGCCCAUCCUGGGAACUUUAACAGCAGAACAACUGGAAGGAGAGAUGGGAUACAGACCAAUGGCCAGAAGAUGACUGAACAAAAGCAUCUACACACAGCCUUAGAGUUUUGCCAUUUAAGUAGUGCACAAUAAGAGUAUAAACAGGACCUAAAACAUACUUUUAUACAACCAAUCUGCAUUAUAUUAAUGCCUCUUAAUUUAAACAUAUGGGGCGGUUUCCUGGACAGGGUUUAGAUUAAGCCAGCACUUGGCUUUAGUUAUAUAUCAGGUUAUUUAAGGAGUUUUUACAAACAUACCUUACAAAAAUAUUACUGGUGUGCAUCUUUAGACAAAACAAUUGCACUGAUAUAUAUUUUAAGAUAUGUGAGUGCAAGGUGUUUUUAAUUAGGACGGCUUAAACAUGCAUUUUAACCUGGGACUAGGUUUAAGCCAUGUCUGGGAAACCACCCCUUAAUGUAAAACUAUAAAUCAUAAAUCAUUAUUUUUAUUAAAGUUGAGACAAAAAUUAUAGUUUACGUAAUACAUCAAAUACACUACCAGAAAAAAGUUUGGAGACACUUGACAGUUUAUGUGGCAAAAAGUACUCGGUUAUCAGAAGUUUUGACCUCCACAUUCUGCAUUUAUUAAAUAAUGCUUUUAUCUCAGUAUCACACAACAUGAUCAUUAUGAAUUCAGACAUGAAAUAUAUUGGUGAUGGUUUUAUGUCAUCUGUCAUAAUCUUCAUUCUGUUAUAUUAAAAGAAUUAAAGAGCACACACUACAUUCUUCUA